This is a messenger RNA of Penaeus indicus, 915 nucleotides long. Its product is annotated as salivary glue protein Sgs-3-like. Lineage: Eukaryota; Metazoa; Arthropoda; Malacostraca; Decapoda; Penaeidae. The annotation marks the transcript as partial. The transcript has 9 exons. The record is from RefSeq and is a predicted model, not a curated record.
AUGUGGCCAACAGCUCUAAUUCCUUCUCAUAGUCUGUGUGAGAAAACAGCCACAAGCUCUACAGAAAAAAUAUACACAACCACAGAGGAAUCAACCACCGCCAUUCUUAUCACAAGUACCGUCCCACAAAGAACAACAGUACCACCAACAACUGCAGCGCCCUCUACAACCACAGUGCCAUCAACUACCACUGCACAACCAACAGUGCCACCAACAACUACUGCACAAACAGUGCCACCAACAACCACUGCACCACCAACAGUGUCACCAACGACCACUGCACCACCAACAGUGCCACCAACAACUAUGCCACCAACAACCACAGAACCGCCAACAGUGCCACCUACGACCACUGCACCACCAACAGUGCCACCAACAACUACUGCACAACCAACAGUGUCACCAACGACCACUGCACAACCAACAUGCCACCAACAACCACAGAACCACCAACAGUACCACCAACAACCACUGUACUGCCAACAGGGCCACCAACAACCACUGCACCACCAACAUUGCCACCAACGACCACUGCACCACCGACAUGCCACCAACAACUACAGAACCGCCAACAGUGCCACCUACGACCACUGCACAACCAACAGUGCCACCAACAACCACAGUACCGCCAACAGUGCCACCUACGACCACUGCACCACCAACAGUGCCACCAACAACCACUGCACCACCGACAGUGCUACCAACUACCACUGCACCACCAACAUGCCACCAACAACCACAGAACCGCCAACAGUGCCACCUACAACCACAGUACCACCAACAGUACCACCAACAACCACUGCACAACCAACAGUGCCACCAACAACCACUGCACCACUAACAGUGCCACCAACGACCACAGAACCGCCAACAACCACUGCACCACCAACAGUGCCACCAACAACCACUGCACAA